This is a messenger RNA of Trematomus bernacchii (emerald rockcod), 906 nucleotides long. It is a transcript of the gene nmu, whose product is annotated as neuromedin U. Gene Ontology annotation, biological process: regulation of smooth muscle contraction. The transcript has 9 exons. Gene Ontology annotation, molecular function: neuromedin U receptor binding. The record is from RefSeq and is a predicted model, not a curated record. Lineage: Eukaryota; Metazoa; Chordata; Actinopteri; Perciformes; Nototheniidae. Bases 48 to 518 code for a protein of 156 amino acids.
CAGACAACAAAGGCCACAGAGAGCGAGAGAGAGAGAGGAAGAGGGAGAUGAGGACCUUCCAUAGCCAGAGCCGGAGCUCUGCCUCCAGCAGCCCGAGCAGCGUCAGCAGCACGGCCAGCGGCACGCUCACUGCCCUGCUCAUACUCACCAUCCCAGUGUGCACGUGUGCUCCAGCAGAACUUCAGCAAGCCAUAAAAGAUCAGAGGCAGCUACUCAGCCAGAUAGACGCUGCGUGCUCAUCCUACCUCUCUGCAGACAUGAAGAUUUGGGCAUCUGAUGUCUUAGAAGAACUCUGUGUCUUGAUGCUGUUUCGGAAGUCAAAGGAGAUGAAAGUGCAAGAAAAAAGUAAAAGGACCCCUGUGUUGCACCCUCUCCUGCGUCUAGUUUCUCAACUCCAUACCAGAAGAGAGAGAGGACUCUCAAUGCGCGGUGAAGUCCAGGGACCUGGAGGAAUCCAGAGCAGAGGUUACUUUCUCUAUCGGCCACGAAAUGGAAGACGAUCAUUGGAGUAUGAGUAAAAUUAAAGUCUGAAGCAUAAUGUACAGAGACAACAAACCUGAUACCCGAGCUGCUGCACCAUGACUGAGAGAUCCAGACCUUACCCACAGCCAUCCGCCACUGAUGUAUAGUGAUGUUUAAAUGUACACCAAGAAAAUGAAUAAAAUACUAUUCAUUUGUCCAGAUAAUUUGUUGUGUUUCAUGUGUCAUUUGCAUGAAAACUGCUAUAAUGUCAGGUGUUGUUGUGUACCAUGUCUGUUACACAUUAUGAAUAUGAAUGUUUCACUGCAUUGGUUCAACAGGAACUGUAGCCUUUGCAUACAUUAAGAUACAUGCAUAAACGCUUGCAUAUUGUCAAAUAAACACACAUCGGGAAUAUUGCAAAGAAAAAUAAAGCAUUUUUUUUAA